Messenger RNA from Carlito syrichta (Philippine tarsier), 2479 nucleotides. RefSeq names its product thyroid hormone receptor, alpha (gene THRA). The record is from RefSeq and is a predicted model, not a curated record. Lineage: Eukaryota; Metazoa; Chordata; Mammalia; Primates; Tarsiidae. Gene Ontology annotation, molecular function: RNA polymerase II cis-regulatory region sequence-specific DNA binding; zinc ion binding; nuclear receptor activity. Bases 657 to 1889 code for a protein of 410 amino acids. Gene Ontology annotation, biological process: cell differentiation; thyroid hormone receptor signaling pathway; negative regulation of transcription by RNA polymerase II. The transcript is spliced from 9 exons.
AGCAGAUUGUUGGGGAAAUGGCUGGUGGCAGUAAAGAGAAAGAGUCUACAUGGAGAAGGGUGACGUUUGAGAGAUGAGGCCGUGGAUCCGGUGCUGGUGUUAGAAAUGAGAGGGCAAGGCGGUAACGGGGAACGAGCCCCCAAAGGAUCACAGACAUAGGAUGAUUGAAGUUAAACGGACAUCAGGGGUCACCUGCCCAACCCUCGCAUUUUAAGCGUGAGGAAGCUCUACCCCGACAGCAGUGGUGGCUUGCUCAAGGUCACACAGCGAGUUACUGGCAGAGAAGGGACCCGAACGCCGAAACAAACUCCACACCUCCAAGCCUUUGGCGUUUAGACUUUCUCCCCGAUGUGUAUAAGGGAUAUCUGGACAGGAGAAGACUCCGAAGCUACUCCCCCAGCCCGCAGCCCAGGAUCCAGGGACCCAGCCCGCCCCUAGCCCUCCCACCUGCCACUCCCUGGCCCCUCCCACCGCCCGCCCCCCUUGGGGCACAGGGCAUGGUGUGAAAGGCCAAGUGCUGAGACGGGUACCAUGGGUGCUGUGCCCUAGAGCCUGGGUGGCGGGGGGUGGGUGGCCUGUGGGUGUGCCGGGGGGGCCAGUGUGCCCACCCCAGUCUCUUGGCGUGCUGGAGGGCGUCCUGGAUGGAAUUGAAGUGAAUGGAACAGAAGCCAAGCAAGGUGGAGUGUGGGUCAGACCCAGAGGAGAACAGUGCCAGGUCACCAGAUGGAAAGCGAAAAAGAAAGAACGGCCAAUGUUCCCUGAAAACCAGCAUGUCAGGGUAUAUCCCUAGUUACCUGGACAAAGACGAGCAGUGUGUCGUGUGUGGGGACAAGGCAACUGGUUAUCACUAUCGCUGUAUCACUUGUGAGGGCUGCAAGGGCUUCUUUCGCCGCACAAUCCAGAAGAACCUUCAUCCCACCUAUUCCUGCAAAUAUGACAGCUGCUGUGUCAUUGAUAAGAUCACCCGCAAUCAGUGCCAGCUGUGCCGCUUCAAGAAGUGCAUCGCCGUGGGCAUGGCCAUGGACUUGGUUCUAGAUGACUCGAAGCGAGUGGCCAAGCGCAAGCUGAUCGAGCAGAACCGCGAGCGGCGGCGGAAGGAGGAGAUGAUCCGAUCACUGCAGCAGCGACCAGAGCCCACUCCCGAAGAGUGGGAUCUCAUCCACAUCGCCACAGAGGCUCAUCGCAGUACCAAUGCCCAAGGCAGCCAUUGGAAGCAGAGGCGGAAAUUCCUGCCGGAUGACAUUGGCCAGUCACCCAUCGUCUCCAUGCCGGACGGAGACAAGGUGGACCUUGAGGCCUUCAGCGAGUUUACCAAGAUCAUCACCCCGGCCAUCACCCGUGUGGUGGACUUUGCCAAAAAACUGCCCAUGUUCUCCGAGCUGCCUUGUGAAGACCAGAUCAUCCUCCUGAAGGGGUGCUGCAUGGAGAUCAUGUCCCUGCGGGCGGCUGUCCGCUAUGACCCUGAGAGCGAUACCCUGACGCUGAGUGGGGAGAUGGCCGUCAAGCGGGAGCAGCUCAAGAAUGGCGGCCUGGGCGUAGUCUCCGACGCCAUCUUUGAACUGGGCAAGUCACUUUCUGCCUUUAACCUGGAUGACACGGAAGUGGCUCUGCUGCAGGCUGUGCUGCUAAUGUCAACAGACCGCUCGGGCCUGCUGUGUGUGGACAAGAUCGAGAAGAGUCAGGAGGCAUACCUGCUGGCGUUCGAGCACUACGUCAACCACCGCAAACACAACAUUCCGCACUUCUGGCCCAAGCUGCUGAUGAAGGUGACUGACCUCCGCAUGAUCGGGGCCUGCCACGCCAGCCGCUUCCUCCACAUGAAAGUCGAGUGCCCCACCGAACUCUUCCCCCCACUCUUCCUGGAGGUCUUUGAGGAUCAGGAAGUCUAAAGCCUCAGGCGGCCAGAGGGUGUGCGGAGCUGGUGGGGAGGAGCCUGGAGAGAAGGGGCCGAGCUGGGGGCUGAGGGAAACCCCCACACCUCUUCUCUCCUUCUUCUCAUCCUUGGAGAGAUUCAGCUCCCACACACACACCCGCACAGCCCAGGUCCCUCCUCAGAACCUCCAGCCCUGGGACAGGGCAGACAAAUGAACUUGCUAUGAAAAGGACAGUGUGGGAGGCUAGGGGAACCGUGUCCUGCAGUUCCCAGGACCCUGUCCUCUCAGAAGGUAGGGGAAGGGAGGGAGAACUGAGAGGGGGCAAGCCAUCUUGACCGUAGGGGAAGGAGUGUGGGGUGGGGGAAGAUACCCUCAACUCACCCCCUACAUACACGAGAGAGAGUGCCCCUGCCCUCCGCCCCGUUCCUUGGCCUAGGUUUCCCCUCCAGGCUAAGGGCUUCUCUACUUCCCCAGACACCUGGGUGCAAAGAACGGCUUGGCUUGGCUCCUCCCCGGGAGGUUAAAAAUUAUAGUCAUUCUAACUGCACUUUGGAAACCAAGCAAGGGGAGAAGAUAAAUGAAGAAAAACUAGACAGAGAGAAAAA